Monosiga brevicollis MX1 is the source of this 1068-nucleotide messenger RNA. RefSeq lists its product as uncharacterized. The record is from RefSeq and is a predicted model, not a curated record. The transcript has 3 exons. The coding region runs from base 1 to 1068 and encodes 355 amino acids. Lineage: Eukaryota; Choanoflagellata; Craspedida; Salpingoecidae.
AUGGCGGCCCCCAACGACAAGUCAUCGGCGACCGGUGUCCAGACCGACCCGUCUGGUGCCUACGGUGAUGCACGCGCUGUGUAUGCCCUACAAGGCCAAGAACUUCUUCUCCUACCAGGCGCGGUGCAGUUGGUGGGGCCGGCCGGAUACGCUCCAGACCAAGCUCUUAUGCUCCGGCUGCAACAUGAGGAGGAGUCGCAUCGCGAAACCAAACGCCAGCUAUCUCGAGCCCAGGAUGAACUGAAAGAGGCUCAAGAUCGUAUUCGCGAUCUCGAAUGCACGCUGGCUGCCAAAUCGGAGGAGAUUGUCCGACUCGAAGGGAGGGUCACUGAGCUUCGUGGCAAACUACUCGCAUCGGAGAAGACCAUUGACGCUCUUCAAAGCGAACUAACGGCGGCGAGGAAGGCUAUUAAGGGCCUCCAGGACGAUAACAAGCAAGUCAGGGAAGAGCUCAAGGAGUCCAACGCAAAGAUCGAAAGUCUUCGAGACGACAACAAGCAGCUCCGGAAGGAGCUCAACGAGGACAAGGCCGCCAUGGCAGCGCGCCAGGUCGUCUACAACGUUGAAACAAGGAUGCGUGCGUGGUUGUGGCCUGACCUCCCCUUGUUGACGUUGAGGAGCGGUCGCAUGGUCCCCGUGGGCUUUGACUGCCUGUGCUAUUUCCUGCGAGAUUUGGCGCGGCGUAAACCUCCCACCUCGGACAUUCAAGGCCAGGAGUUUGAGACUUCAAAUUUCAUGACCAAGUCUCUUGUGACUGUUUUUAACAGCCUUCCCGGGGACGGACGAGUUGCCCUUCUCAACAACUGGGACCAGCUGAACACUGUCAUGAAGCAGCAAGGCGUGGCCAUCAAAGCAUGGAAGGAUGCAUCGAAGCAACUGCGCGUCGCUGGCAACACAAUUGCCCACCCCGACGACGUCCCAUCCGAGUCCUGGGACGCGACAGUUCUGAAGGCACAGGAGUUAGUCGUUGCUCAAAGUUGGCCGAUGUUGACCUCGACGAGUAUUGACAUGAAUCGAUCUCUCUCUCUCUUAAACUCUCUCUCUCUCUCCUCUCUCCCUCUCUCUUAA